Messenger RNA from Aspergillus puulaauensis, 1086 nucleotides. RefSeq lists its product as uncharacterized. Lineage: Eukaryota; Fungi; Ascomycota; Eurotiomycetes; Eurotiales; Aspergillaceae. The transcript has 6 exons. The coding region runs from base 1 to 1086 and encodes 361 amino acids. The record is from RefSeq and is a predicted model, not a curated record.
AUGGACCGCAGUACGGAUGACAAUUCCAUCUCACAGCGCACGCUGUAUGCCACAAUCUGGGUGGAAUACGGAAUCUGCACCGUCGUCAUGCUCCUGCGAGCAUACUCCCAGUUCUUCGUCCUCCGCAGGUUCACAGUCGAUGACUAUGUGAUGCUCGGUGCCUACCUCUGUCAAGGCGUCGCGUCCGCACUCUGCACCGCAUCAGCACACUGGGGCCUCGGAGCGAGCGUCAUGAGCCUCAGCUACAAACAGAUCGUCAACGUGCUGAAAUUCGUCAUGAUCUCGAUGCCAUUUGGCGUGAUUGCGCCGCUGCUGGGUCGCAUCUCGUUCAUCCUCUUCCUUCUCUCGUCCGUCAUCACGGCCCAUAACCCGCGGCGGAAAUGGCUGUGGGGGCUUGUCGCCCUGCAGCUUGUUAUCAAUACAAUCCCGUGCAUUCUGCAGUUUACGCAGUGUCGCCCGGCGAGUGCAUUAUGGGAUCCGAUGAAUUUGAUUCAAAAGUGUCAGGGCGCGGUUGUUGUUCAGAAGUUUGGGUAUUUCCAAGGGGCUUUCAAUGCAUUGACAGACCUGAUCCUAACGGUAAUCGGUCUCGUCGUGAUUCUCUCCCUUAAAACCCACCGCUCGAAUAAGAUUGCCCUUUGCUCGAUUCUGUCGUUGAGUUUAUUAGCCAUGAUCGCCGCUAUUCUCAAGACAGUCCAGAUUCGAAUCAUGAAUACGUUCGAGUUCAGCCAAGCAAUGGGCCUCUGGGCAAUCUGGUUCCUAACCGAAGGAACGGUCGUGAUAGUAACAGCCUCCGUUCCCCGUCUUCGUGCAAUCGUCGUUCUCGGUCGUCAGAGACAAAAGUCAUCCUAUAAUCCCUACAACCCUUACAACACGCCUGUAACCCCACGGGGUCGGUCAGAAAACAGCAAUAACAUGCAUAGUACUGAGGACCAAUCUGUUCAGACCAAGUAUAUUAACACGCCCAUUGACGAGACAUUGCUCUUUGAGGAACGGGCGAGGAGUGAGGAUAGCCCUGAGGACUUUGACGUUCUGCCUAUGGAGUCGGCGACGGAGUUGAUUCCGGUGACGGGGAGGAGUGCAGUUUGA